AUGUCGGACCCAAAGCGCACGCGUCUCUCGGGCGAUGCCUUGUUGCUGCAAGAGGGUAGCAAUAGAGCCAUGGCCGCGCCGCUGCACACCUGGUUCACUUCGCCCGCGCGGACGCACAGCAACUUAGCGCAGGCGAAAGAGCUGCCCUUGCACCUGAUUCAGCUCAUCCUCACACACCUCGACGAUGUCGGUGACCUCGCGCGCAUCACGCGCACGUCGCGUCUGUUCUACUACAUGACGCUUCCGCGGCUCUACGAGACGGUCACGUUACACUCGUAUGCCGAGAUACGAUACGUAGAUGGCAGGCCAGAAGGCUACGGCAAUGGCAGCCCGUUUGCCAUGGGCCUCAACACGCUCGUGUCGCGAAACUUUGGCGACUACAUACAGACGUUCCGGGUCAAAGGCGAUUGGCGAGAACAUGAUACGGAGGAAUACAAGCAGGGCCGAGUGCCGGACAACAGCAUGAUACUGCAGGUUGUCAUGCGUGCCGCCAUUGACAAGAUGAAGAACCUCAAGGCUUUCGCUUGGGAGCUGAGCACUCCUCCUUUGUAUACCGUCUACCAGGGCAUCGCAGCCAGGACGACGCUUGUCUCGCUCACCCUUCGGUGUCAAACCAAACGAAUACCACGGCCGACCACCAUUAUACCUCCGCUUCCGAACCUGACCACUCUGAUCGUGUACGAUAUCGAUCCUCUCUGCUACCCCGACGAUAUCUCGCUGCUUCUGUUGGGUUCCAAAAAGCUCGAGCACCUCACAUUACACUGGAGUCCGCGCAUGCGGGCUGUAGGCGAAGAGUCGAUUUCGCUGCACUCGUUAUUCGGACGAUGCAUGUCUGCCAAGUAUUCUAUACCUCUUAAGCACCUGGGAAUAUACAACAUCUACACUCGCUUCUCCGACGAUGGCUUCCACCAUGUUAUCCGCCCCGACACCAAUACAGAGCUCACCCUGAUCAACGCCAUGGGCUCCUCGGACCCUAUGACCGUUUUUGCCGACGACUCUUGGAGGAUACACAGUAAUCACCCGACGCCUCACAACCUGAAGGUGAUGCGCACCGAUAAUACGGAUAAAGAGAGCGCUGUCAUGCUAGGCAAAUUCAAGGGCAUGGAGCGGUUUUACAUUGUGAGCAAUAGGCGAGGCAAGGACUCACCAAGAUCUACCAGCGCUGCUGCAACCCCAACAACACCGUCCACGAUGACGCCAGGUGUCAUCGGAGUCUCUAGCGCGAGCAGUACUCCAAAACACACGACCGACCAACGCUGUCGCAGCAUCGGGAGUGAAUUUAUUGCGGCCAUUCAAACCAAUCACAACCACAGCAUUCGCCAUCUCCUUCUCUCGGAUCGCUGGGUAUUAUCCGACGAUGCCCUGUUCAGACUUUGCCAAACGUGCUCUAAUUUGGAGCAAGUUGGUUUCGCUUGCUCAGUGCCACCGCUUGAGUCUCUGCGCCAGGUCUUUGCUCUGGUGCCCAAGCUCUGGGCCGUCCGUUUUCUAUUCCGCCCAAGCUCUGACACAAGCGAAGCGCCGUAUCAAAUCACAGAUGCUGAGAUGCAUGCCUUCGCGAUUGGAACAGAGUUCUGGCGACCGGAGUACAAGAACGUCAAGUAUGUUGGCUACGGCGACAGCAUCGUGCUCAAGCUAGGCGACGUUUACUACCCAUCGAAGAACGAGUCGACACCGAACAGCCGGGACAACAGCAUGAACGCUAAAAGAGCAGGACCAAUAAGAAAAGUAACGGUUAGGCUCCUGGAGGAGACCGAACUCAGCCCCACGUACACUUCCGCAGCAACAUCUGACUACGACAUGAACCCCAAAUCAAUCUACAAAGAGACUAACGAGUUGUACACCCCGAUCCGCGAAGCUGGCAAGGCCCUUGUCGCCGUCAAGAUGAUCAGUCGAGAAAUGUGUCGCGACAGGAUAGCCGAUGAAGUCGUCGCUCUCGAACGCGUUCGCAGCUCUCUCGCCACCGAUAAAAACAACACCGUCGCGAAACACUUUUCCAUCCUCAUCGACAACGAUCCAAUCAAGGACGGCGGAUCGGGCUGGCUGGUCGUCAGUCCGGUCUGUGGUUUCGAUCUUGAGCGGCUUCGAGUCGUGGUCACCGCGAUAAUACAGCCCUCAUCAGAAAACAAUCCUCCGCGCCGUUUUCCCUUCCCGGCGAUACCGGAGGUACUCAUACUACAUGUCGCAAAACAGCUAACGCAAGCAAUCGGGUGGCUCCACGACGUCGCCAAUAUCUCUCACAACGACGUCUUCGGCGGAAACGUAAUGCUCGACGUAUCCGCCUCAAGCAAAGCGUCUCAUUCCACACUACCAACCAUCGUCUUGAUCGAUUUCGACCGCGCCACCCUGGACCCUGACAACAUGGCAAAAGGCGCCGACCGCUCAUACACUUACGAGCUCAUAUACAUGCUCGACAAUGCAGGUCGCACGUCCUCACAAGAAACGAACGUGCUGGAAGACGCGAUCGUGCCAAAGGAAUCGAUGACCUGGUGGGACGCGUUUAGAAACUUUCUUGUUAUUAAUAAAGGCCAGUAUCUGCAGGAUGAGUCGGCGAGUUUCGCCAAGUUCUGGGGAAGGUUUGGCGCGGAUAUUGAUCGAAGGAUGGAGAAAAUAACGGAGGAGGAACGGGGACGGGUGCAGGAGCUGGUUGAUAUGGUUGCGAAGAAGGAGGUAAGGUUUCCAAGUGAGGAGAAGAUUAGGGAGGUGUUGGGGGAGUAG
Alternaria triticimaculans is the source of this 2715-nucleotide messenger RNA. RefSeq lists its product as uncharacterized. Bases 1 to 2715 code for a protein of 904 amino acids. The record is from RefSeq and is a predicted model, not a curated record. NCBI's taxonomy places the organism in Eukaryota, Fungi, Ascomycota, Dothideomycetes, Pleosporales, Pleosporaceae. Gene Ontology annotation, molecular function: protein kinase activity; ATP binding. Gene Ontology annotation, biological process: protein phosphorylation. The transcript has 6 exons.